Pichia kudriavzevii is the source of this 1371-nucleotide messenger RNA. RefSeq lists its product as uncharacterized. Gene Ontology annotation, molecular function: alpha-1,6-mannosyltransferase activity. The transcript has a single exon. Gene Ontology annotation, biological process: protein N-linked glycosylation. The coding region runs from base 1 to 1371 and encodes 456 amino acids. Gene Ontology annotation, cellular component: Golgi membrane; mannan polymerase complex. The record is from RefSeq and is a predicted model, not a curated record. NCBI's taxonomy places the organism in Eukaryota, Fungi, Ascomycota, Pichiomycetes, Pichiales, Pichiaceae.
AUGGGUAGUGGUAGUGAACUAAAGGCAAGAAGGAAGAAUCAGAAAAGUGUGCUUCCCCUAUCUCUGCCCAAAGCUUUUGAGUUGAAUGCGAAGACAUCAAAAUUCAGUACGUGGGCACCUAUUAUUGCGCUUUUAUUUAUCUUACAUUUCACAAUAACUGGUAAACUCAUCCCGUACCCAAUAAUUACGAUAGCCAGUGCAUUGUCCGCUCCUUUUAAAUUAUUUACAAAACAUGGAGUUGUGCAAUCGAUCAGUGAAAUUACUGAGCAUAAAUAUUUAGGAUCAUCCCCAGCACAUGGAUUGACCAGUUAUAAAGCUAGAAUUCCUGAGAAAAACAAGUUCAUUUUUCCAGUUAUUCAGGACUCUAAUAUUUUAAAGGAACUGGGAUACGAAAGAUUAUUUGGAGUAAAAUCAGAUUCCGAUAAUAAAAAUAAAAACUUCUAUUUCUACUCACCUGAUUAUUACGAGGACUUCAGUAAAGAACUUAAAAAAGGACCAAAUGAUGACAUGAAAGAUAUGAAAGGGAUUAAAUCACAUGAACAGGCCAUAAAGAAUUUUAAAAAGAACGGACAACGUGUUUAUGGAGGCAAUGAAAACCCAGAAGUCGUUCUAGUCACAGCAUUAAAUUAUGAAAAUUUAGAUCCCUCAUACCUUGUUAAGAUUGUUCAAAAUCGUGUUGAUUAUGCUCACAAGAACAAAUAUGGUGUGUAUGCACGUUGGGCCCAAGAGUUUAUCCCCAUUUUUCAGAAAACACGGAAUGAUGUCGAUUUAUGGUCAAGAAUUUCUAUUUUAAGAGAAGCAAUGGUUGCAUUUCCCAAUGCUAAAUGGUUUUGGUAUAUCGAUGAAACAUCACUAAUAAUGAGAGACGAUAUCAGUAUUAGCAACUACAUACUUAAAAAAGAAGCAUUAGAACCGAUCAUGUUAAAAGAUCAACCAGUUGUACCUCCUGAAGGUGUUAUCAAAACCUACUCAAAUGUCAAAGUUGAGGAUAUAAGUCUAUUGUUAACACCUACCAAGACAGGUGUUAAUACUAAUAAUUUCCUUGUUAAGAAUGAUUUAAAGGGGCAUGCCAUUCUAGAUAUGUGGAAUAAUCCAUUGAUAAGGGUUUAUUCAGCCUUUCGUAGAGAUACCUCAAAAGCUAUUGAACAUUUACUGCAAUGGCAUCCAACCUUACUGGCUAGUACAGGUAUAAUACCACCUAGAACCAUUAAUGCGGUUGCACCUCCUGAGGACAGCAAAAAUAAUGAUGAUGAAUUCAUAUAUCAUAACGGUGACCUGCUUAUCAGUUUCCCAAAAUGUAAAGACCUUGCUAAAUGUGAAAGGCUAUUAGGUCCAUUCUAUGAUCAAACACAACAGAAAGGUGCUUUGUAG